AUGCAACACGUCGUACAAAGCAAAGAGCUUUUUCUCGUUGACUCGUCGUUCAAACUCAUCGUUUGUUUCGAUUGUUUGUCUUUGCAGUUGCGCCUGAACCUACUCGUUUGGAUAGGCUGUUGUUUUUGCUUGUUAACUCAAGCACCUUGGGUGGUUGGAGCCGGACAUGAUCCACCACCCGGGCCACGGCCCACCCAGCUAGAGGACAUCGAACGGGACAAUCUCAACAGCGAGCGGCAGGUGUACAAAAAGGAAGCCAUCGCCCAGCAGCAUCAACAGCAGCAGCAAGGUGCCAGCUCGAGCCAAAGCAGCAACCACUAUUCUGUGCAGAUACAACACGUCCCUGGCAGCUUGGCUGGUACACACAGCUCCGUAAAAUACGUGACGCCACUUCCGGUUCCGACGCAAACGGUUUCCUACACGAAAGAUCACGUGGCUCCGCAGCACUACGUCGGUAUUCAACAACAACCACCAGCCUACCUUCAACACCAACAUCAACCGGUACCGCAAGUACAUGAAGAUCACUCUACCUAUACGGUUCCGUCACGCCAAUCGCUUCUGCAGCCAUCGAUCGGAGGAAGUGCUCCAGCUUCGCCCUAUCUAACGCCUCAACCACAGUACGUGUACGUACAGGCUCGUCCGCAACAACUACCACAGUAUGCUGCCGACAACAACCUACCGCAAUCGUUGCUGCAUAUUCUGCCACAGAACUCACAGGCUUACAUCAUGAUACCGACGCCCUACUACCAACAGCAGCCACCCCACCCUCCGUCAUCCCACGGGACAACCCUGCUGACCGCAACACCCUCAUCUGCCCCCACGCAACCCCACUCCGAGCAGCAACUGGCCGCGUAUGUCAACGACCCGGACAACAACAUCCAGACGUACUCGCACGGUGAAACUGGAGCACAAUCACCAACCAGCGCCCCCUCCGGACCUCAGGCUGCCCCGCAACCCGACGUCGUCUACGCGCCAUCCUCCACACCCGCCCCCGCACUCCACCAGUCGCCUUCGGCGGAGUUUUCUAUCGUGAAAAGUGUCGAACAGCCGGUUUUCUACUCGCAUGAUCUGCCUCCGGUGCAUCAGCACAAAUUUCCGGCACCGGUGAACGUCCCGCAACCUCCCCAUCAUUUGAACUUUGCCCCACCACAUGGCCUACCCGCUCCACGACCCUUCCUGCCGCCAGCACACCAGCACACACCGGAUGCACAUUAUCCUGCAUACCUUCAGGCGCACUCGUACGCACCACAUUUGUAUCCUUCGCUGGCUCACCCGAACAACGGCAUCCUGAAUUACUUCGGUGUGCAGCAGCGGCCUCCAACAAGUCUGCUUGACUCGUACGUGCCUAGUGGGCUCCAGCUAGCCAAGACGCCACUCUACACCACGAAACUAUUGCCCCACGGGUACGCACCGGCACCCCAUCACCAUCUUCACCAGCGACCGGCGCCAGUGUCCUCGGCAGCGCCCUUCUUCCAGCCAGCUUACCCCGUAACACCACUCCACACAACCGUCCUCCAGCCGGCAGCCCUACACGGUCCAUCCGUGGCAGCGACGGCGCCAGGAUACAACACGAUCGCUUAUUCCGUGCCGCUGGCUUUCACCAAAACAUCCGCCCAGUACAAGCGAUCGCCGGCGUUGUUCAGCGUAGCCGGAUUCCCGCGGCCACUCGGUCCCAUGGCCACAACCAAGCUGCAACCGGCGAAGCAGUUCCCGUGA
Anopheles nili is the source of this 1716-nucleotide messenger RNA. RefSeq lists its product as uncharacterized. Lineage: Eukaryota; Metazoa; Arthropoda; Insecta; Diptera; Culicidae. The transcript is spliced from 3 exons. The coding region runs from base 1 to 1716 and encodes 571 amino acids. The record is from RefSeq and is a predicted model, not a curated record.